AUGCCAAUGAAUCCAUCGGCAACUCCUGCAUCAUCCAAGAAUGUUUCUUUGGAGGAUGUUCGUCGCUCUAUAACAUUUCACCCGACGGUUUGGGGAGACCAUUUUCUCUCAUAUAAUUCAGAUACAACGGAAAUUUCUGAAGCCGAAGAUAAAGAACAGCUUGAAGGACAAAAAGAGAGAGUGAAAGAUUUGUUAGUCCACACGCCAGACGAUUCUUCGUGUAAGUUAGACCUUAUCGAUACAAUCCAACGCCUUGGAGUGGGUUACCAUUUUGAGAAAGAAAUUGACAAAUCACUGCAAAACAUACAUGGCGCUUGCAUAUUGGAGUACGACCACAAAGAUGAUGAUCUACGUGUCGUUUCUCUUCGUUUUCGAUUGCUAAGACAACAGGGAUACAAUGUCUCAUGUAAUGUGUUCAACAAAUUCAUGGACGAUAAAAGCAAUUUAAUACACUCAUUUGAAGAUGAUAUAGAAGGUAUAUUAAGUCUGUAUGAAGCAGUGCAUUUAGGUGUGCAAGGGGAGGACAUUUUAGACAAAGCACUAGAGUUUUCGUCCUCUCAUCUCGAGUCUUUGCUCCAUAAGAUGCCCAAACCUCUAGCAACAAAAGUUAGUGAAGCACUUAAGCUUCCAGUAAGCAAGAGUCUCAAUAGAUUGGCAGCCAAACAGUUCAUUUCUAUGUACAAGGAAGAUGAUUCACACAAUCCACUACUACUUAGUUUUGCCAAAUUGGAUUUCAACAUUUUACAAAAGAUGCACCAAAAGGAGUUGAGUAGUAUUACAAGGUGGUGGAAGGAAUUGGACUUUGCAAAUCGACUGCCUUUCGCGAGAGAUAGAUUGGUCGAAUGCUACUUCUGGACAUUGGCAAUCUAUUUUGAGCCCCAAUUUAACCUCGCGAGAAAAUUUCUAGUCAAAGUAUUGUGCAUAACUUCCAUUAUUGAUGACAUUUAUGAUAUUCACGGGACGUUGGAUGAUCUACAACUUUUCACGGACGCCAUUCAGAGGGCAUACAUGGAGGAAGCUAAAUGGUUAUACGCUAAGCAUACGCCAAGAAUGGAGGACUACAUGAAGGUGGCACUCGUGUCUUGUGGUUAUACAAUGUUGUCAAUAACAUCAUUUGUCGGUAUGGGGGAUUUAGUUAAGAAAGAGAUAUGCGAUUGGGUCGUAAGCGAACCACGAAUCGUGCAAGCAUCAUCAAUAAUAUGUAGGCUAAUGGAUGACGUGGUAGGGUAUGGGAAUGAAUUGAAAAUAACAGCUGUGGAAUGUUACAUGAAACAAAACGAUGCAUUAGAGGCGGAAGCUUUUGCAAGUUUUCGGGAAAAAGUGAAGAAGGCAUGGAAGGAUAUGAAUGAAGAAUGCCUUCAACCAACACCACCACCUUCGCGAGAAAUUUCUGAAACCGAAGAGAACGAAAUUGAAAGACAAAAAGAACGGGUGAAAGUUCUGUUAGCCCACACGCCAGAUGAUUCAUUGCGCAAAUUAAACCUUAUUGAUACAAUCCAACGCCUUGGAGUGAGUUACCAUUUUGAGAAGGAAAUUGACACAUCACUGCAAAACAUACACGGCGCUUGUACAUUGGAGUACAACCACAAAGAUGAUGAUCUACGUGCUGUUUCUCUUCGUUUUCGAUUGUUAAGACAACAUGGUUAUAAUGUCUCAUGUAAUGUGUUCAACAAAUUCAUGGACAAUGAAGGCAAUUUCAAAAACUCGUUACAAGAUGAUAUUGAAGGUAUACUAAGUUUGUACGAAGCAGCACAUUUUGGAGUGCAAGAGGAGGAUAUUUUAGACAAAGCGCUAGAGUUUUCGUCCUCUACUCUAAUUGAGUCAGUGCUGAUCAAUAAGAAUAUUCCCAAACCUCUUGCAACAAAAGUUAGUGAAGCACUAAAGAUUCCACUGCACAAGAAUCUCAAUCGGAUGGCCGCCAAAAAAUUCAUUUCCCUUUACAAGGAAGACAAUUCGCAGGAUCCUACACUCUUUAAUUUUGCCAAAUUGGAUUUCAACAUAUUACAGAAGUUGCACCAAAAGGAGUUGAGUAGUAUUACAAGGUGGUGGAAGGAUUUGGAUUUUGCAAAUAGAUUGCCUUUUGCAAGAGAUAGAUUGGUCGAAUUGUACUUCUGGAUAUUGGCAAUCCACUUUGAGCCCCAAUUUCACAUCGCUAGAAAAUUCAUGGUCAAAGUAAUCAGUAUAAUUUCCGUUAUUGAUGACAUUUAUGAUAUUCAUGGGACGUUGGACGAUCUUCAACUUUUCGAUGACGCCAUUCAAAGAUGGGAUUUUGAUGCCUCAGAGCUAUUGCCACCAUACAUGAGAACAUGUUACAAUGCUCUUUUGGAUGUUUAUGCUGAAAUCGAAACCGAAAUUGGGAUUAAUUCUGGCACGACAUAUUGUGUUCUGUAUUCAAUGGAUGAGGUGAAAAGAUUGGUGAGGGCAUACAUGGAGGAAGCUAAAUGGUUAUACGCUAAGGAUACGCCAACAAUGGAGGACUACAUGAAGGUGGCACUCGUGUCUUGUGGUUAUACAAUGUUGUCAAUAACAUCAUUUGUCGGUAUGGGGGAUUUAGUUACGAAAGAGAUAUGCGAUUGGGUCGUAAGCGAACCACGAAUCGUGCAAGCAUCAUCAAUAAUAUGUAGGCUAAUGGAUGACAUGGUAGGGUAUGGGAAAGAAUCAAAGAUUACAGCUGUGGAAUGUUACAUGAAACAAAACGAUGCAUCCGAGGCGGAAGCUUUUGCAGAUUUUUGGGAACAAGUGAAGAAAGCAUGGAAGGAUAUGAAUGAAGAAUGCCUUCAACCAGCAACACCACCUUCGCGAGAAACCUCAAUUGGCGAAGAGCAAGAACACAGACGAAAGAAAGAACUAGUGAAGGCAGUGCUUGAUCACACACACGAUGGCUCGUUGCCUAAGUUAGAACUCAUAGAUUCAAUCCAACGGCUUGGAGUGUGUUAUCAUUUUGAAAAGGAAAUCGACACAUCAUUACGAAAUAUCCACAACACUUUCCUGAAGUGCGAUGGCCAAGACAAAGAUCUUCGAGUUGUUGCUCUUCAUUUCCGUUUACUCAGACAACAUGGCUAUUAUAUACCCUGCGAUGUUUUCAACAAAUUUAUAGACCAUGAUGGAAAUUUGAAGGAGUUGAUGAAUGAUGUUGAAGGGAUGUUAAGCUUGUAUGAGGCAGCACAUUUUGGAGUACAAGGAGAGGAAAUUAUGGACAAAGCAUUACGAAUUUCGUGUUCUAGCCUUAAGUGUUUGCCACAUGACACGAACAAAUCUCUGUCUGCACAAGUCAAUGAAGCCCUUAAUAGCCCAUUAGGCAAGAGUGUGACAAGGUUGGCAGCCAGAAAAUAUAUUUCUAUGUACCAAGAAGAUGAUUUGCAUAAUGAGGUACUUCUGAAUUUCGCCAAAUUGGACUUCAACAUAGUUCAAAAGAUGCAUCGUAAAGAGCUACGCAACAUUAUGAGGUUAGAUUGCACAUAUUAUGAGAGGUGGUGGAAGGAUUUAGACUUUGCGAAUAAAUUGCCGUUUGCAAGAGAUAGAUUGGUGGAAUGCUACUUUUGGAUAGUGUCAGUGUAUUUCGAGCCCUCAUUACACAUUGCUAGAAAACUACUGACCAAAGUCAUAGCCUUGGCUUCCACCAUUGAUGACAUUUACGAUGUUCAUGGAACGCUUGACGAGCUCAUUGUUUUCACGAGCGCUAUUCAAAGUUGGAAUGCUCAGGCCAUGGAUCAAUUGCCUACAUAUAUGAGAACAUGCUACAAAGCGCUUUUAGAUGUUUAUGCUGAAAUGGAAGAAGAAACGAAAAAGGCAGGCACAUCAUAUAGAGUACAAUACGCCAAGGAAGAUAUGAAAAAAUUAGUGAAGUCAUAUAUGGAAGAAGCGAAAUGGUUUUAUAAUAAAUAUACUCCGACAAUGGAGGAGUACAUGAAGGUGGCACUAAUAUCUAGCGGUUAUAUGAUGUUAUCGACAACUUCCUUGGUCGGUCUUGGAGAUUUAGUGACUCGUGAAGACAUUGACUGGGUUUCAAACGAGCCAGUAAUCGUACAAGCAUCAUCUACAAUUGCUAGGUUAAUGGACGACAUAGCAGGAUAUGGGUUUGAAACAAAAUUGUCGGCAGUGCAUUGUUACAUGAAGCAAAACGGAGUUACGGAGAUUGAUGCGGUUAACGAACUUGAAGAACAAGUGGAGAAAGCAUGGAAAGAUAUAAAUCUCGAAUGCCUUGGGCCAAAGAAGGUCUCUUGGAGAGUCAUCAAGAACGUUGGCAACCUUGCGCGGCUGAUAAAUCUUGUGUAUGCAGAUGAAGAUGGAUAUACCAAUCCCAAAGCUAAGGUGAAAGACUACAUUACGUGCGUGCUGAUAGAGCCCGUGACAAUAGGAGACGACCUAUCUCUAUUCAACAUCAUCGCCACCUUCCUCUUCAGCCUCCUCCGCCACACCUCCGCCGUCCUUUCGACACUAUCCUCCGAUAUCGACGACAGUGACGGCCGCCACCUCCGGCGGCCGCCCCUCAUCCUCCCCCUGCUGCACCGGCGGCGGGUUUCAGGCACCGCCACCAAUCCUCUCCUCUCCGUCCUCGACCCACAGCACGUGACGAACUCCGCGAAAAACCUCAUCGUAAUCGGGGCUUAUGAUAUCAAGAGAGAGUGGGGAAAAUGA
Messenger RNA from Striga asiatica, 4638 nucleotides. NCBI's taxonomy places the organism in Eukaryota, Viridiplantae, Streptophyta, Magnoliopsida, Lamiales, Orobanchaceae. The record is from the annotation of a GenBank genome assembly.